AUGAUGUCCAAUUCUCCAAGUCAACAAAUUCUCGAUCAUAUAGAACAAGUCAUUUCAAUGCUCACAUUUGAAUUAGAGAAUAAUCGCCGUUUAACUCAAACAGUUAGUAAUGAUAUAUUAUGUUCAAAUUUUGCCACAACAAUAUCAUCAAAUGUCAAAGUGUCAGCAACAGAUCGAUGUAGUCAAUCAUCAUUCGAUAGUAAGCAUCAUCAAUAUUUAACACCCUUUGUCACAAUGAAUAAUGGUCCAACCAGUUUCUCAGUGCCUUCUUGUUUUCACCAUCGAUCAGGAUCACCCACCAACGAUCAAAAUUUAAUAAUUUUCGAUAAAGAACAUCAAUCAAAAACAUCCUCUCCACCAAUCUCUUCUGAAAUCGCAACAACAACAAAUUUUAUAUCAAAUUGUUCUGUGGAUAAAACGGUUGAAGAAUUACCAAAAAAUGAGAAUAUUUUAAUAGAUGGUUUUCGUCCACCAGCCGUCCCUUUAAUUGUGUUUUCCCCUCACAUGUCCGUAUGGAGUCCAUCAAAUAAUUUAACCGAUUCCUACAGUGCUCACUGGAGUGGUAAACAAAUGGAUUUUGUCGGCAUGAUUCGUAUCGAUAAUAUAACAUAUAGAUUCAUGGGUUCUGAUCAAGUUAAAGCGCCACCCAUGCAACAAACACAAGUAAUUGUCAAUCCAUGGCGUACGGUUUAUACGUUUCAGAGUGCUGGUGUUCAAUUGACACUCGCAUUUUCACAACCACCUGCUCUUGAUGAUCCUUAUACGUACAUCUCAUUUUAUUUGCAAUCAGUUGAUCAAAAAAAACAUGAAGCUCAGCUAUAUUUUGAUAUGAGUGCUUAUAUACCGAUCAAUGAUCCAAAUGAAAAAGUAGACUGGUAUGACGAUUUAUCGUCGAUAAAUUCUACUCAAAUAUUGACAAUGUUUUCGUUUGAUCAAAUUGCAUUUCGCAUAAGGGGCGACUCAGAAAAAAAUAAUUGGGGCUAUGCUCACUUAAUUUAUGAUGGCAGAGAAUAUCCAUAUACAAAAACACAAGCAAGUGGACAAACGUCUCGUCAAUCAUUUAUUGAUGGACAACCAUUACCGGCAAAUGAUAAACGUAAACCACGUUCUGCUAGUGAUAACUCUUCAGUAUCUGCUUACGUUAUUAAUUUUGGAAAUGUAACCGGCGAACAAGUAGAAUCUUUUCUAACAUUUGCCUAUGAUGAUACUUAUUCAAUGUAUUAUUUUAAUGAUUAUCAAGUGCCAUAUUGGAGAUCUCAAAAAAAUAUUACAAUGUUAGCUAAUGAAGCAAUCAGACGUUACAGUACAAGUAUGGAAGACGUAUCGGUACUUGACUCACUUGUUAUUCAAUUAUUAAACAAAACAGCUGGUGAAAAAUAUGCAACAUUGCUCUCAUUAGUUAUUAGACAAAUUACAGGCGCAAUGACAGUAACAUGGAGUGAAAAAUUUCAAACAACAUUUCUUUUUAUGAAAGAAAUAAGUUCGGAUGGUGAUGUAUCAACGGUUGAUGUUAUUUAUCCAUCAUCUCCAAUGUUAUUAUGGUUACAACCAGAAAUAUUGAAAGGUUUAUUAUUGCCAAUAUUGAUGUAUGCUAAUAAUGUAACAGAUAUCAGUUAUAAUUUACCUUGGGCACCACAUCAUCUUGGAACUUGGUCUGUAUGUGAUAUUACACCAGACGAACAAGAACAAAUGCCAAUGGAAGAAUCAGCAAAUAUGCUACUCAUGUUAGCUGGAAUAGUUCAACGUUUAAAAUAUAAUGUUGAUUUUUUAAAACCGUACUGGUCUGUACUAGGUACCUGGGCACAAUACCUAAAUUCAACGUUACCUGAUCCUGGAAAUCAAUUGUGUACAGACGACUUUGAAGGACCAUCUCCACAUAAUGUUAAUUUAGCACUCAAAGGUAUUCUAGGACUAGGAGCCUAUUCAUUAUUAUUGAACUAUAGUGGACAGACUGAAAUGGCAAAAGCCUAUAUGAAUGAUGCAAAAAAUUAUGCUGAAUAUUGGAUGACUAAUGCGAGAGAUUCAGAUAAUUACCGUUUACAAUAUGAUUUACCAGGAACAUGGUCUCAGAAGUAUAAUCUGGUUUAUCAGAAUAUAUUAAAUCUGAAUCUAUUUCCUGAUUCAGUAGCAUUGAUUGAAAGUAAUUAUUAUCAAACAAAAAUGUUGAACUAUGGAGUACCAUUGGAUUCUCGUUCAAGCUUAACCAAAACAGAUUGGCAAAGUUGGAUAGCAGCAUUUAGUACAAAAGAACAACAAGAUACAAUAAUCAAUGCUCUCUAUAAAUAUGCGAGCGAAACUCCAGACAGAGUACCAUUAAGUGAUUUUUAUGAUGCAUCAAAUGCAAAAGUAUUAGGAUUUCGAGCUCGUCCUGUGAUGGGUGGCCUGUUUAUUAGAGCAUUAUUAGAAAAUCCAAUAAUUCCAGUCGACAUUAAACCUAUCUUUACACGUCGUGGCAAAGAAUAA
Molecule: messenger RNA, 2463 nt
Organism: Didymodactylos carnosus
Lineage: Eukaryota; Metazoa; Rotifera; Eurotatoria; Philodinida; Philodinidae
Source: the annotation of a GenBank genome assembly